Messenger RNA from Penicillium oxalicum, 1443 nucleotides. RefSeq lists its product as uncharacterized. The record is from RefSeq and is a predicted model, not a curated record. NCBI's taxonomy places the organism in Eukaryota, Fungi, Ascomycota, Eurotiomycetes, Eurotiales, Aspergillaceae. The transcript has 3 exons. The coding region runs from base 1 to 1443 and encodes 480 amino acids.
AUGCGCCUCGACCCAUAUCCCUCCAACCUCUGGCAAAAUCAACCACCCAACCUGCAACGGUCACAUCCUUUGGAAGUUCUACCUCCAGCCCUCAACUUGGAUAAACUCAAGAUUUCACGAACCCAUUCACCACAGAGCAUGGCGUCCGACUGCCCCACACCUUCCUACCCCUCUCCGUUUUACAUCAGUGCUGAAUUUCCUCGCUUCGCUAUAUCCUAUCGCUGGUGGGAGGACGAGGCCAGAGCUGUCUUAUGGGCCUUCAAUAUCCCCGAGAUCUGUCAGGUCAUCCGCUAUGGACUGUUUCAGGACGAGAAUUUCCCGCGCAGCUCUCUUCUCAGCCGAAACGCAGACACGAUUGAUGCUUUUCUUGUAACACUAGCACAGCGCCAUGAGCAUCAGCUGCUGGGCAAUCUGUCGCAUGUGCAAAGAGUGGAAGAGAUCCUGCGACGCUCUCGAAUCCCUCCUCUUCAGCCAGUGCCAUGGAUGUGGUUCCCGCCCCAGCCAGCCCAUGAUCUCGACGCCCGAGAGAUCGCCAAUGCCAUCGAGGCCGAAAGUCAUCACCAAUUUCGCAAGAUCGCAUUUGAAGAGAUCGUGCGCGCCUCUCUGGGAUAUAAUGCGCCCUCGGUCGAAUGGUUCCUGCUCCAACACACCGUGCUUUGUAUUUACUUGGUCGAUCAUUUGCGGACAUACCCAAAGGAUAUCUCUCUCUAUCUGAAAGUAGAGGAGACAUUUGCCCCCGGUUUCGCCUUCAUAGCCGAGCCCGUACAGGCAUUGUUCAGAGACCAACCGCCGAGUCUGACGACAAUCUUGAAGAUUAUGAGUGUUCUCGCGAUUCGAUUCAGGCAUCGAUAUACCCACUGCGCCAGAAUGCAGUGGCAUCAUCCAUUCGACACGUCCAUUCUGUUCCUGGAAGAUUAUCUGAAUGCCACAUCACCCAAAGACUUGGCGCGCACGUUGACACGUACAGAUGAGCUUGACUUUUCGGGACUGGCUCGCCAGAAUAUCGUUACAAACGAUAUUUUCGUACAAGCAAUCUUGACCAAUUGGCAUGAGCUCACGACCUCAGUGUGGGAAUGUUGCGCGGCACUACCUGACAUUGUCCCAUUUUUGCAAGAAUGCACCCAGAUACUCCUCGAAGCAAAGAACUAUCAUUCUUUGACAGCUCUUGCUGCAGGCCUGCGAAGAUACAACAUUGCAAGCGCACAGUCGCGCGGUCUCAUCAGCACUGGCAACGGAGUUAUUACUCUGCAUCCGAUCCUCCCACCUGAGGUUGACAUGAUCAUCGACACAGCCCAGAAUUAUGACUCUUAUCAACAGCACUACCAAACCAACCCGGGAAUUCCGUUCCUGACACCUCAUAUCCGGGAAUAUCAGCUCCACGGUGAACCUGCAAUCCGAGAUUUGCUCUUGUAUCUUCAACGUCAACCAUCCACCGAGCCAUGA